CUCAGUUUCAGCAGGACUCUAAAGACGGGGUCACGGGAUCUCCUGACUGGGGUCUGCAGUCGGAUGGUAUUGUGGCGGCUGGUUAGACAUGCGUUCGGAAAGAGAGUAGAGUUCUUGUCGUCGUGUAGUUAGAAAGAAGUAAAACUCAUCGUCACCAACAAUGAAUAUUGAUUAAUUUUUUUAAUAAUUUUUAAAAAAGAAAAAUCGACUCGUCACAUUGAUUUAAAUCAGCUCAUUCAAAAACCAUGUGAUUUCGUUUGUUUGGUUGUUUCUUCGUCAACGAAUCGCAAGUUAUACGACACAUGCAAUAAUGAAUAACAUUUAAUUCAAGAAUCGGAUAUAGACGUGUUUCUCUUUCGAUUGUUGAAAUAAAGUGACAAGUUAUUAAACCGUGCUGUAAUUGUCGGUGAACACCCCAGGUGCAUGCAUCUAAGAAUAUUGGAUUCAGUUUAAUGGUGAAUAAUUUCCACCCAACGACAUCACCAUGGUUGCUAAGCACUUUACUCAGGGAUCCAGACCGGAGACCGGUGUCCCUGACAUGACGGUGAUCAGCGACAUAGACGAGACGGGAAUAAACAAAAAUCUACAAGUUCGUUAUCAGAGGGACCAGAUAUACACGUACACGGGCUCGAUCCUGAUCGCUGUGAAUCCUUACAAGGAGGUGGACAUUUACACAACGGAGUACGUAAACCGUUACCAUGGACAGAAAAUGGGAGCUUUGGAACCGCACGUUUUUGCACUCGCAGAAGCUGCGUAUAGGUCACUUCAGGAAACGGAGAGUAAUCAGUCUUGCGUUAUUAGCGGUGAGAGUGGCGCAGGAAAAACUGAAACGACAAAAUUUAUACUUCAAUAUUUAUGCUCGGUUACCAGUAACGUUGAUACUUGGGUAGAACAACAAAUUUUAGAAGCGAACACGAUUCUGGAAGCUUUCGGAAACGCUAAAACGGUUCGCAACGACAACAGUUCAAGAUUUGGAAAGUUCAUGCAGGUCUGUUUCGACAAUAAAUGGAUGAUAAAAGGUUGUAUCAUCCAGGACUAUCUUCUUGAACAAAGUAGAAUUACAUUUCAAAGUCCGGGUGAGCGCAAUUACCACGUAUUUUAUCAAUUGAUCGAAGCUGGAGCUUGCAACAAGGAGUUCGCUGAGCAGUACCGGCUGCGUCCAGCUGGUUUUUACAAAUAUUUAAACCAAUCCGGUUGCACGAAAAUCGACGGUAUAUCCGACUCUAGAAAAUUAGACGCUCUGAGGCUCGCUUUCAACGUCCUUCAAGUUGAUGGCGAAAUGUGCGAAGGUAUAUUCAGAGUCCUGUCCGCUAUAUUGUGGCUGGGAAAUCUUGGUUUCGAAGACGUCGAUGGUGAAAGAUGCGAGCUGACGUCGGAAGACGAAGACAUCGUUGCCACAGUCGCACCGCUCCUCGGACUUCAAAUCGAAGAUGUUACCAGAGUUGUUUUAGUCAGGCAAAUAAACGUUCGCGGUAACAUCACGGAAAUACCUUUGAAAGUUCAAGAGGCCAGGGAGAACAGACAUGCGAUGGCCAAGGCGCUGUAUUCGAGAACAUUCGCCUGGCUGAUAAACCACAUAAACACUUGUACGAAUCCUGGACAGGACAGCUCCAGAUUUUUGGGAGUGUUGGAUAUAUUUGGAUUCGAAAAUUUCAACGUCAACAGUUUCGAGCAACUUUGCAUCAACUAUACAAAUGAAAAACUUCAUAAAUUCUUUAACCAUUACGUAUUUGCGCUCGAACAAGAAAUUUAUCGCCAGGAAGAGAUCUACUAUUCUCAUAUACAGUUCACGGACAAUACUUUGUGCCUCGAACUUAUUGAGAAACCGCCCCGUUGCGUGCUGAAGAUGUUGACCGAACAAUGCCAUAUGCCGAAGGGCUCUGAUCUGGCGUACCUGACAAAUUUACACUCCGAAUUCGACUCUCAUCCUUCUUACGUGAAGGGCGAAGACAGGAGAAAGUGGGAAACCGAAUUCGGAGUAAAACAUUACGCGGGUUGCGUUACCUAUACAGUCGAGGGUUUCGUGGAUAAAAACAGGGACGUCCAGCAGGAUGUUUUCUUCGAUUUCAUGUCCCGAAGCACAAACGAAUUUGUCAAGGAGAUAACGAUAUACCAGGAUCUUCUGAGUUGUACCGUUGCCAGAUCAGGACACAUGACGAUGUCCCGCGGUACGUCGAAAGGGAAGCCUACGCUCUGCGAUUCCUUCAGACACCAGCUCCAAGCGCUGGUCGAUGUUUUGCAGGCGACUACCCCCUGGUAUGCGAGAUGCAUCAAACCAAACAUGAAGAAAAUGGCGAACAAUUACGACGAGCAGUUGGUUCUCGAUCAGCUCAAGUACCUCGGGAUGCUAGACAUCAUAAGGAUCAGAAAAGAAGGAUUCCCUAUCCACAUGCCGUUCGUCGAUUUCCUGUCCAGGUAUCGAUGCCUGGACAAGGGCAGACCUGGAUUCUCCGAUGAAAAAGAGGCUGUACGAAGGCUUAUCAGGGGCCAAGGAAUUCCGGAGACGGAAUGGCAGAUAGGGAGGACGAAAGUUUUCCUCAGAAGCUACGUUCACGAGCCUUUGGAAGAUUCCAGAAAUCAAAUGGUCACGAGCAAUGCGAUAACGAUACAAAAAAACUGGAAGGGAUACAGGGUGCGGAGAGAAUUCCUGCGAGUCAAAGAAGCCGCGUUGAAAAUACAGCACGCGUACAAGGGCUGGAAACUGCGUAUAAUGUUUAUGAGGAAGAGAAGGGCUGCAAUCGUGAUUCAAUCUCAUUUGCGAGGAGUGUUUGCACGAGAAGUCGCAGCGGCAUUGCGUGAGAUGAGACGCGUAGACGAGGAAAUGAGGAAACGUGAGAGAAUGGAAGAGGAGCGAAAACUUAUGGAGGAUAAAAAAGCACUGGAGGAAACACAGAGCGCACAAUACGACGGUAUAAUGGGGAUGGAUAGAGGAAAGGCGCAGGAGGAGAUUGCUGCUCUAUCUCAGAUGGCUGAGCAGUUGAAUUCAAAAAUGGCAACAUCCGAGCUGCAGUCUGUCGAUUUGGACAAUCUAUUUUCAUUUCUAUCCGAUGUACAAUCUACGAAAAGUAAUCAGAUAAUCGACGAAAUCGGAGAGCAGAUGGACGAGCUAGUCGAAGACCUUGACGUCGAACUGGAAACUGUAAUUCAACAGGAAAUGGAGUUGGACAUGAACGGUAUACAGGAGAGCAGAAAUUCAUCGAAUAACAACAGUUUGGACAGAAAAGGACAGCAACAGAGGGCUGCGGCGAAACUGAAUCAACCCCGUCUUCCAGAACCAACCGAACCUCCGCCCCCGCCACCUUUGCCCGUAGGUCGUCCUCUGGUUCAGGAAGAUGAUUCGACCGGUACGAACAACAGUUCCAGUCUUUCAACCGUGGAUGGGGAGCCGAUCUACGAGUCAGUUUUGCCAAGAGAUGAGAAUGGGCCGAGUAGCCCUGUGCUUAUCAAUGUUGGAUCUUCAAUGGGCAACGGGGAUCUGUGCGGAUCACCUCCUCCUGUUCCCACCAGCAAGAUAACAAAGGAUCCCAUUUGCAGCAGCUCUCCUCCGAGGUCGGAUUCGGGCAAUCUAGUGGCAAAUCAUCACCACCAAAUUCAGGCGCAGCCCACACAGCUCGCAUCGUACGGUGCUCACGAACAACAGCAGCCUGCCGAACGUGAGCAAAGACGCAAAUUCAGAGUGGAGAGAAAACUGCAGGAGCUCGAAGAUAACAAGGAGGUCUUGGAGCCCGAUACAACGUAUCACGAUAUCGUCGAAUUUGCUCAAAAUUAUUUCAACAACCACGAACGGUCGCCGGAGGGAACUAUCAUCGCCACCCUGACGAGGAAAUCACGAGGAAAAAGCUUGGAGUUUAUACCAAAGUAUGAAAUGGUUACAUACUACAAGGGUUCCAGUAUUCCAAACUCACAUAUCCACAUGUACGAUCCGGAUAAUGUCAACGUUGCCUGCUCAGUUUUCAGGGACUUGUGCAAGCAUAUGCGAGGUGAGAUGAAGCUGGAGCAAGAGAUUGCGACCAUUCAGAGUAUAAUCGGCUAUGGGAUCGAACGAGAAGAAUUGAGGGAUGAGAUCUUGGUGCAGUGCAUGCGUCAGGCUACUAACAACCCUAAUCCUGAAUGGGCAGAGCGAGUGUGGCUUCUGCUUUGCCUCGCGAUAGUCGCGUUUCAGCCAAGCAAACUCUUGUAUAAGUAUUUCGUCUCGUUUCUCAAAAAGAAUUUAGCACUGGAGGGAAAAUUACGACAGUACGUGCAGUGGUGCGUGGACAACUGCAAGAAUACAAAAGUUUCGUGCAGGCAGUUUGCCCCUUCGACCGUCGAAAUAGCGGCCAUGAGGCGACUCGGCACAAUAGUUUGUCGAUUCUUUUUCUUGGAUGGGCGUACCAAAGCUAUUGACGUGCAUCCGACAGACACAGCUGCGGACGCUGCUGCUAAACUUGCUGAGAAACUUGGGCUCAGGUCUCUAGAAGGCUGGGCAAUAUACCAGAGUAGGCCCGAUGGCGAAGAACAUGUCAGGGCUCAUGAUUAUCUCUACGACGUUAUAGCGGCAUGGGAAAUAAAGCAAUGCAAACUGAAUACAACACAAUCCACUUUUUCCACUUUGAGACGUAGCAACAAUCCAACUUUGGGCAGUGGUGAAAACCGGUUCGUUUUCAAGCGUAGACUAUUCAGAAACAGUCGGGAAUUAUCACAAGAUCCGGUUGAAGUUAACAUGCUUUAUGCACAAGCAGUUUACAACGUAGUGAAGUGUGACGAUUUUCCAGUAUCGGAGAAGGUUGCUCUCCAGUUAGCCGGUCUACAAGCUCAAGUCGCUUUGGGUGACCCGAAGGAUAACAAUCGCUUGGACUACUACGCAGAAGUGGACAGUUUCCUUCCAUAUCGUAUCAGCCGAGCCAGAGGCGACGACGUCUGGGUACCAAUAAUAGCCCAAGCUCACGGGCAAUACGGAGCUGGCCGUUCCGAGUUGACGGCUAAAGUUCUUUAUCUCUCUUGCGUGAUGCAAUAUCCAUUAUAUGGGACAACGAUGUUUAAUGUAACGUACAGGGGUUAUUGGUCGUAUGGAAAUCAGUUGAUAUUGGGGAUAAACUGCGACGGGCUUAUGCUGAUAAAGCCAGAUGAUAAGUUUGUUCUAUCGGAAUACAGGUAUCAAGAUGUUGAGAGCAUUAUGUUAGACCCGAGCGACUCGUUCAUAACUCUGUCUCUUCUGAGGCACAAUCCGGACAGUUCGCACAAAUGUUUUGUUUUCGAGACGAAGCAGAAGAAUGAAAUCGGGAGUCUGAUAGUAAGCUACUGUCCUGCCCUGGCUGGGUGGAUCACGGAGAAUGAGGCUCCGGUCAAAAAAGUGAAGGGAAUAACGAACGAAGACAGAGUCAGGCUCUACCAUAAUUUAGUCAACUGUCGCAGGACUUUGGUGGACUCCGAUGCUUUACGAAAGCCCCAAGACAUGGGUGGAGGUUUUUUGAGAAAUACUUUACGAAGGCUUUCCAAGCACAGGAUAGAAAAACUGCGGCAGGAGCACGGUAACGCAAUGGAUAAUGGCGAGACAUAUAAAGGAUUUCCGUACGCUUAUUGGGCGUUUGGCAGACAGCCGAUUCCGCAAAGUUUGUCAAAACUGCCCGAACCGGACGAGCAGAUUGCGCUGAGUGUCUUUCAAUUGGUCUUAACUUACGCCGGUCUGGGGCAGAACGGAGAUGCCGUUCGGAGUGUCGAAGACGAGCACGUAAACCUCAUUCAAACUAUCAUGGAACGCUGUAUGAGGAAAGAAAAUCUUUUAGGCGAGUUAUAUUUACAGCUGAUCAAACAAACCACCGAUCACCCCGACCCCAACAGUCGAGUGAACUUGAGACACUGGGCACUGCUCUCAUUAGCAUGUUCCGUUAUCCUGCCUCCUCAAAAAAUUAUAAGAAAGUAUUUAAUCGCUCACUUAAAACGGUGCUCGAGCGACUACGUCACAGAGGAGGGUAAGUAUGCGAGAUUCUCAGAGAAAUGUCUGAACAAAACUCAAGGGACGAGGAGGCGACAGUGGCCGCCUAGCAGAGAAGAAAUAAUGUGCACCAUAAAUAGAAGACCAAUUUACGCGAGAUUUCAUUUCAUGGACGGUCAAUAUCAUGCCGUCGAAUUCCACCCUUCGGCAACUGCGCGAGAUGUGAUGGAAAUAAUCAAGGCUAAAAUUGGACUAGAGGAAACAGCAAUGGGAUAUGCGAUUUACGAAGUGCUAGGCUCCUCCGAACGAUCUCUCGUGCCGGAGGAAAAAAUCGCCGACGUUAUGUCGAAAUGGGAGCGUUACAGAGCAGCUAGCGUGACAAACAAUCAACAAUCACAACAAGCGCAAAGGAAACACGCGCAUCACUUAUUCUUGUUCAAGAAACACUUGUUCCUCGAUCAAUACAUGAACCUGGAUGACCCCGUUGAAAAAGAGCUCCUCUAUCACCAGGUUUUGCACGAUUUACGCACCGAUCGCUUCCCAAUCACGGACAAGGAAGCUAUGAUGUUGACGGCCUUGCAAGCCCAAUUGGAGCUGAGUGAUUGCGAAGAAGGACUUUCCGAGGGGCAGGAAUAUCGCAGGAUAGCUGGGCACUGUUUACCUGCUAGAUUGGUACCGAAUUUAAGUCCGGACGGCAUUAUGCAACACCACCAAUCUUUGAGAGGAAUGACACCACCGGAGGCGAAAAAAGCGUUCCUGAAUUUAAUACAGUCCUGGCCGUUGCACAAGGCUACUAUAUUCGACGUUAUGCAAUCAUUUACCUCCAAUUGGCCCAGAGUCCUGUGGCUCGCCGUUGACCAGAAGGGAUUACAUCUCUUGGAGCAUCGAUCGAGAAAUGCUCUCUGCAGCUAUGAGUACGGAAGCAUUCUCAGCUUCAGCCCUGCGCUGAACUGCUUGAUGAUCAUUACUGGGACCGAUAAAAAGCAAAGCAAAGUUAUAAUAACCACGUCACAAGCUUUCCAAAUAUCCAACCUAAUCAGGGAGUAUACGGAAGUGUUGCAGUCUCCAAUGGAAGGGUAUAAGCGAGAUUCCAAGGUGAUCCAAAUCAGUCAGCCGCCCCAGCAGACACCCUUACCCUCGACCGGUGGUCGCAAGUCAAGACCGGUGUCUAUGCUUCACAGGCCUACUCCCGUGAUCCAAUCUCAAGCCAGCUAAGUCCAGCUGAUAUUGUACUUACAAUUAGAUAAAACUGAAAUUUAUUCGAUAGUCAGUUAACGGAUUAGAAUUAUUAGACCAGCCUAGAAACGUACGCACAUUUGAAGAAAAAAAAAACAAACGAGUAAAAGAAAAGAAAAGGUGAAACCCGUAUCCACGGGAUUGUAAAGUUGACAAAUAAUUAUAAAAAUAAUUGUAAAUCUCUCUAAUUCAUGUGUAUCAUUGACGCACAAAGAACGGUAAGCCUAAUUAUUUCUUCCAGUAUUUAUUGAUCGGCUGAAAAAAAAGUUUCAGCAAAACGUGUCGUACCAAAAUGCAUUUAAAUUAUAUAAUUAAUAAUAUUAUUCGUACACUCGAUGAAAUAUCCUCACACUGCCACAGCGUUUAAAUUGACAUACAACUAAAGUGCAUUGAAUAUAUGCGUAUAUUUCUUCCACUGUCGGUCAAAAGUAUUCGAUCGAUAGGUACAGAGAUGAAUGUUGUUUCAUUUGACUUGAAAGUUUUUCUAUGAAAUCGUCAGUUCAAUAUUAUUUCAUCUCACGUUAUAAAAGUUAUCAUUGUUUGAAAACUUUGAACGAUAUAAAGUGCGUUUAUAGUUACUGAAUUUGUAAACGGUACACCAAGACCCGCUAAUCGCUUGACAAAUUUCGAAUACGAUAUAUUUUAACCUUGCACACGUAUUAAUUAAUUUAUUAUAAAAAAUAUAUUAUACUUGUUACGUGUAUAUUUUAAUAUGAAACAAUCGACGAGUAUACCAGCGAUAACUAAAUGUAGCUUUGAAUAUGUUGUAAGCCUAAAUGCUAAAAGUAACGACAAGCGGAAAGAAAAGAAA
Messenger RNA from Athalia rosae (coleseed sawfly), 7961 nucleotides. It is a transcript of the gene Myo81F, whose product is annotated as myosin-I heavy chain. Gene Ontology annotation, molecular function: cytoskeletal motor activity; ATP binding; protein binding. The record is from RefSeq and is a predicted model, not a curated record. The coding region runs from base 485 to 7129 and encodes 2214 amino acids. Gene Ontology annotation, cellular component: myosin complex; cytoskeleton. NCBI's taxonomy places the organism in Eukaryota, Metazoa, Arthropoda, Insecta, Hymenoptera, Athaliidae. The transcript is spliced from 15 exons. Gene Ontology annotation, biological process: signal transduction.